This is a messenger RNA of Sinocyclocheilus grahami, 2892 nucleotides long. RefSeq names its product cysteine/serine-rich nuclear protein 3. The coding region runs from base 219 to 2072 and encodes 617 amino acids. Gene Ontology annotation, cellular component: nucleus. Gene Ontology annotation, biological process: regulation of transcription by RNA polymerase II. NCBI's taxonomy places the organism in Eukaryota, Metazoa, Chordata, Actinopteri, Cypriniformes, Cyprinidae. The record is from RefSeq and is a predicted model, not a curated record. The transcript is spliced from 5 exons. Gene Ontology annotation, molecular function: DNA-binding transcription factor activity, RNA polymerase II-specific; sequence-specific DNA binding.
AAUGAGUCUUUGUGUGGCUCGAGCGAAUGAGAGCGAGUCUUCGGUCUGUUUUAGACCGGAGCGUAUGCUAACAGCAGUGGAGACCGGGAGCGUGCAGUUUACCUCUCUCGCCCCGGUCUCCUCUCUCGCCCCAGUGCAAUGGAGGGCCUUUAUUCAGCACGUCUCAUCUGGCUCUGAACGGCGUGAGGGAGGAGAGUAAAGCAGCGGCGGACGCAGCCAUGAGUGGAAUUCUGAAGAGGAAGUUUGAGGAGGUGGAGGGGGCGUCGCCCUGCUCCUCACUGAGGGAGUCUGAGGAGGAGGAGAUAUCCAGCACUGAGAGCGGAGACAGCAGCGACAGCGUCAACCCAUCAGCAUCACACUUCAGCCAUUCUUCAUCAGCAUCCUCCUCAUCAUCAACACACGCACUGCAGCGGACAACAUCCUCGAUACUGAAGCGGGAGAAGCGGAUGAGGACGAGGAGGGUGCACUUUGAGAAGGUGACUGUGUAUUACUUCAGCCGGAGGCAGGGAUUCACCAGCGUGCCCAGUCAGGGUGGCAGUACGCUGGGCAUGUCCAGCAGACACAGCUGCGUGCGGCAGUAUACGCUGGGAGAGUUCGCCAUGGAGCAGGAGAAAAUCCACAGAGACAUGCUCCGAGACCACUUGAAAGAGGAGAAACUCAACUCUAUUCGUCUGCGGUUGACAAAGAACGGCUCGGUGGAGUCCGAGGAGGCCAAUGCUCUCACGCUGGACGACAUCUCUGAUGAUGACCUGGACAUUGAUAACACAGAGGUGGAUGAAUACUUUUUCCUUCAGCCAUUGACCACUAGGAAGCGGCGCGUUCUACUGCGCUCAUCCGGGGUCAAGAAGCUCGAUGUGGAGGAGAAACAUGAGCUACGAGCCAUCAGGGUGUCCAGGGAAGACUGUGGCUGUGACUGCAGACUCUUCUGUGACCCAGAGACCUGCACAUGCAGCCUCGCUGGCAUCAAGUGUCAGGUAGACCGUAUGUCAUUCCCAUGUGGCUGCACAAAAGAGGGCUGCAGCAACGCAGCCGGCAGGAUCGAGUUUAACCCCAUCCGAGUUCGGACUCACUUCCUGCACACCAUCAUGAAGCUGGAACUCGAGAAGAGUCGCGAGCAGCAGCAGAAUUCCGGCACCAUCGCACCGACCGGCAACGGUUUCCACGGCGACCCGAACAGUCACUGCAGCCCCCUGGCGACGGGCCAGCAUGCGCUGGAAUACACGAUCCCGGAUACAGUGCCGCAAACCACCAUCAUGCAUCUGCAGGCCGGCGACGACAUGGACGACACCUUGGAAGACGAGGAGGAAGAAGACGACGAGGAUGAGGAAGAUGAGGAAGAGGACGAAGACGACGAAGAAGACGAGGACGAGAGCAGCAGUCUGUGCAGUCUAUCCGACUCCAGCACACAGAGUUUGGCAAACAGCGACUCUGAGGAGGAAGACGACAAUGAGGACGAAGACAAGACAGAAGAGUUUGACACGGGAUUGGCCAAUAGCGAAGUGGCUCUGCCCCCUUCCGUGAUGUGUUACUCUGAGAAUACGGUCGCGUCAGACAACCAAACGAACGGCAACUCCUACUUCAUCAACUCCACCACGGAGUACUACCCAAUAGAAAACGCUACUCCGCCCGCACUUUUAGCCUCCGCCAACCAAUCUAGUGAGCCCUAUGUAGGGGACACAGCGUCCUAUCAAGACAGGGUUAAUGACUCCAGUAGGGUCAUGUCUCAGGGUCCUUACAAUGUGACCGCUGACCAAUACACGGACUACUCCCAGCAGCCCGAGCAGCCAUAUGCCAAUAACCACUUGGCUGUGAUUGGCUGUUGCGCCUCACAGCCAGAUAAAAGUGUCCAGUCCAAAGGGACCUUCCUCAGCCAAUCAGGAGAGCUGAGCCAGAUGGAAUUCCAAAACUAUAUGAACAACAAUACACAGGAUACAAGUUACAAUGCCAACGGGAACUGUUACUUAGCUGAACAGCCAAAGGAGAUGUCUCACAAUCUGCCCGAAGUUUCGCUAGCGGACAACAUGAAAGGACCUACUUUACUGGAUGCUUUUGCUGAGCCCACUCCAGUUUAGAUUCAGAAAGCAGAAAGAGUAUAAAAGCAGCUUUCGAUUCUGCACAUCAACCUUUAGUUUUCCUGUUUAACGUUUGGCGGAUCCAAAAAUAUGUAUUUUUACUGAACUUUACUGAACAAAAACGAUUUAAACUGCAAAAUCAGAGUGUAUAAGCUUUAGGUUGGAAACACUCUACGCAAGUACGUGAACGCAAAUGCUUCGAGCUACGCGUGCUUGAUUUCAAUAACGCAAUGGGUCUUAUUCACUAAUAAUUGCGUGGAUUAUUGCAUUUGUACGUACAUGAGAAUUUGAGAAAUUUCUGCUUGUGUCGACGUGCAUUCUCAACCUCAACUGAAAUUACUCAUUUGAAUGAAACACACCCAAGCUAUCUGCAUAUAAGGAUUUUUCGCACAUUUUUCUUUCACAGCCUUUUAUCACUUUUAGCCAGAGCCGUCCAUAACGGGGAGAAAAGUGGCGGCAAUUCAUCUUAACAUUAUUAUAACACGAUUCAUUUCAUCUUAACAUGAUUAUAACAUGAUUCAUUUCAUCUUAACAUGAUUAUAAGGCCAGCAGUAUGUGAUUUUUCCAUACGUGGUUUCAGUUGUUCCAAUUUUUUCCCCCGUAAAUUUACAUAAAAUUUUAGGACGAAAGUUCUUGAUUUGGUCAUGAUACAAUCGUACGCAGAUUUCAAGGAUGAAUUAAUGCGUGCACGUGCUUAGUGAUAAAUUAGACCCAUUGUUUUUAAAUCAACAGACAUUAGUAGGUAUUCUAGCACCCCCCUGAGGUUUAUUACUGCUAGAGCAAGAACUUAAAGGGAUAGUCCACCUAAAAAUGAAACUCG